Amphimedon queenslandica is the source of this 908-nucleotide messenger RNA. RefSeq names its product cytochrome c oxidase assembly protein COX11, mitochondrial-like. The transcript is spliced from 6 exons. The record is from RefSeq and is a predicted model, not a curated record. Lineage: Eukaryota; Metazoa; Porifera; Demospongiae; Haplosclerida; Niphatidae. Gene Ontology annotation, cellular component: mitochondrial inner membrane. Gene Ontology annotation, molecular function: copper ion binding. The coding region runs from base 44 to 805 and encodes 253 amino acids.
ACGGAAAUCACAUGGUAAUUAGUGGGGGUGUGGUCUAAUAAACAUGGCCUCCUUGAGGAAACUCUCUAUUCUUCAGCUUGGAGGUUUCCUUUGCUCCAGACGAGUCUAUCCUUCACUGCAGGCUCCGUUAUUAUCCAGGACCUUAUCCUCCUCGUUCAAUACUACUUUGAAUAGACUCUACAGCCAGUACUACAGGUCCCAGUGCAGAGGCUACAGGUCUACUGUUAGCUCUAGUAACAGACAGACCCUCACUUAUAUGGCAGCCAUUGCUGUUGCAGUCACUGGACUCUCUUAUGCUGCCGUGCCACUCUACAGGCUCUACUGUCAAGCCUCAGGGUAUGGUGGGACAGUCAGUAAGGCGACCAGUGGAGAUAAGAUUGAGAAGAUGGAGCCAGUGGAAGAAAGAGCAAUAACAGUAAAGUUCAGCUCAUCCAUCAGUUCUGGGAUGAGAUGGAAGUUUGUACCUCAACAAAGAGAAAUAAAAUUGUUGCCAGGAGAAACAGCACUAGCAUUCUACACAGCAACUAACCCAACUGACAUACCAAUAACUGGUAUUGCUACUUAUAAUGUACUCCCUUUCGAUGCUGGACAAUACUUUAACAAGAUACAAUGUUUUUGUUUUGAAGAACAAAGAUUGAAUCCUCACGAACAAGUUGAUAUGCCAGUAUUUUUUUACAUUGAUCCAGAGUUUGUUGAAGAUCCUGCCAUGAUUAAUGUACACACUAUCACACUCUCAUACACUUUAUUUGAAGCUAAAGACAAUGAAACUAUUCCUAAUAUUAACAGCAAUAAUAAAUCAGUAUAGUUUAAACAAUAAAUCAAUCAAUCAAUACUUAUGUAGCCUAAACUAAUCAUGUAUACUAAAAUGGAGGGACAACAAUAACAGCUAAUGUUUAUAAGUAUGAAGA